GCUGGGGGCGGAGCUCGCCAAUAACCUCGGCACAAGCGCUGCCGCGAGCGCGCGAGCUCCCCCGCGACCCUCACUCCGCGGCCGUGACAGGCCCUCCAGCCGGCCCGCCCCCCGCCCCGCCCCUCGCGCCAACCGACACGCCUCCCUCCUCACGCGGCCCUGCCCCUGCGCGCCCCUCCGGUCCCGCCUCCGGGAGCCGAGCGGAGCCGAGCGGCGGGUCGGGCGGGACGAGCGAGCACAGUCCGGCUGAGCGGCCGAGAGCUCCGGGCCCGAGCAGGACCCGCGGCGCCGAGCAGCCGAGCCGAGCGGGCCCGAGCGCAGCCGGGUGGAGCCGAGCGGAGCCGAGCGGGGCGCAGCGCAGGGGCGGCCGCCAUGAAACGGGACCGGCUCGGCCGCUUCCUGUCGCCUGGGGCGGCGGGGCCGCGCAGGGGCUCGGGCGGCAGCUGCGGCGGCGGCCGGACCCGGGGCCGCCCCUCCCGCGGCAGGCCGAGCGGGGACGAGGCGCCCGUGGUGGCCGCCCGGCUGGGCUGGGGGCCGGCGCGGGCCUGCGGGGACGCGGGCGAAGACGGCGCCGACGAGGCAGAAUCAAUGAAAAAUAUUUCAUCAGGAACAGGCCGGGCUCUUGCCAUGGGGCACUGCCGCCUCUGCCACGGGAAGUUCUCUGCAAGGAGCCUCCGCAGCAUCUCCGCCCAGGCACCUGGGCAGAUCUCAGAGAGACCACCCCCAGGGGAGCGCGUGUUCGUCAGGGACUUCCAGCACCUGCUGGGGGUGGCCGUCCACCAGGACCCAGCUUUGUCUCAGUUUGUCUGCAAGAACUGCCACGCCCAGUUCUACCAGUGCCACGGCCUCCUCCAGUCCUUCCUGCAGAGAGUCAACGUGUCCCCGAUGGGCCCCCGGAAGCCCUGCACACAGGUGGGUGCCCAGCCCCCAACAGAGGCCGAGGAGGGAGCGUGUCUGGUGGACCUGAUCACGUCAAGCCCGGAAGGUCUGCGUGGCCUGGUGGGGUGGGUGCAUGGACACGCGGCCAGCUGCGGGGCCCUGCCCAGCCUCCAGAGGACGCUGUCCUCCGAGUACUGCGGUGUCAUCCAGGCCGUGUGGGGCUGCGACCAAGGCCACGACUACACCAUGGACGCCGACCCCAGCUGCGGGGCUCUCCUGCUGGACAGUGCAUUGUCGGUCAAGUGGACGUGGGACAAGGAGACAGCCCCCCGGCUCACCCAGCAUCGGAGGUCCAACCCCACUGGGGCUACCCCUCCGCGCUCCCAGGGCGGAGCGACCACAGCCUGGGCUGAGACGGAGACGCUGUCCAACACGGACGUGGUCCAGCCCCCUUCCGAUGGCAGCCCUGUGGGGCCUGGGCCGAGCCCCCUGCCUCAGUCAAGCCUGCCCCCAAGUGGGGCCCCAGGGCAGUUGGGUGAGAAGCAGCUUCCAUCUUCAACCUCGGAUGAUCGGGUAAAAGACGAGUUCAGUGACCUUUCUGAGGGGGACUUCCUGAGUGAAGACGACAAUGACAAGAAGCAGAACACCCAGUCCUCAGAUGAGUCCUUUGAGCCUUACCCAGAAAAGAAAGUCUCUGGUAAAAAGAAUGGGAGCAAAGAGGUCAAGAAGCCUGAAGAACCAAAAAUCCGAAAGAAGCCUGGCCCGAAGCCGGGCUGGAAGAACAAGCUGCGCUGUGAGAGGGAGGAGCUGCCCACCAUCUACAAGUGCCCAUAUCAAGGCUGCACAGCUGUGUACCGAGGGGCUGAUGGCAUGAAGAAGCACAUAAAGGAGCACCAUGAGGAAGUCCGCGAGAGGCCCUGUCCCCACCCUGGCUGCAACAAGGUGUUCAUGAUUGACCGCUACCUACAGCGGCAUGUGAAGCUCAUCCACACAGAGGUGCGGAACUACAUCUGUGAUGAGUGUGGACAGACCUUCAAGCAGCGGAAACACCUCCUUGUCCACCAGAUGCGGCACUCGGGAGCCAAGCCUCUGCAGUGUGAAGUCUGUGGGUUCCAGUGCCGGCAGCGGGCAUCCCUCAAGUACCACAUGACCAAACAUAAGGCUGAGACUGAGCUGGACUUUGCCUGUGACCAGUGUGGCCGGCGGUUCGAGAAGGCUCACAAUCUUAACGUGCACAUGUCCAUGGUCCACCCUCUGACGCAGACCCAGGACAAGGCCCUGCCCCCGGAGCCAUCGCCCAGGACCACAGAGGGCCAGGCUGUGAAGCCUGAGCCCACCUGAGGGUGCUCAGCACCUGAACUCAGCAGGUGGUAGGUGGGGUGGAAGGACGCCUUUAUAGUUCCUCCCAUGAGACCUGAAGGCACAGCUUGGCUCGCUCGGAGAGACCCCAUGCUGGACCUCACCCCUGUGCUGGAAGGUGGGGGGGCAGUGCAAGGCCGAGGUAGCCUUUCUGCAUCCAUUCUGGGACCAGCAGUUUAUUUUCCUAUGAACAUGGACUUGGGGCCAGACACAAAUUUUGAAGAGUCCUGUUCCUCACGCAAGCAGCCACGGAGGUUUGUAAUCCACUUUUUCGUGCAACAAGAGCUCCACGUCAUGCUCGUAAUAAAUUAUUUACAAAGGA
Messenger RNA from Myotis daubentonii (Daubenton's bat), 2560 nucleotides. RefSeq names its product zinc finger protein 276 (gene ZNF276). NCBI's taxonomy places the organism in Eukaryota, Metazoa, Chordata, Mammalia, Chiroptera, Vespertilionidae. The record is from RefSeq and is a predicted model, not a curated record. Gene Ontology annotation, cellular component: nucleus. Gene Ontology annotation, molecular function: zinc ion binding.